Molecule: messenger RNA, 2137 nt
Organism: Sturnus vulgaris (Common starling)
Lineage: Eukaryota; Metazoa; Chordata; Aves; Passeriformes; Sturnidae
Gene: SETD6
Product: SET domain containing 6, protein lysine methyltransferase
Biological process (GO): peptidyl-lysine monomethylation
Cellular component (GO): nucleus
Molecular function (GO): protein binding; protein-lysine N-methyltransferase activity
Source: RefSeq, a predicted model, not a curated record
AUGGCGUCGGCGCCCAAGAGGUUCAAGACGGCGGUCGAGAGCGGCGCCCAGGGGAAGAGUAGUGCCGACCCCCUCUCCGGGUUCCUGGCAUGGUGCGGGCGGGCCGGGGUGGAGCUGAACCCUAAGGUCCGCCUCAGCGGGGAGGGCGCGGUGGCGGGGUACGGGAUGUUGGCCGCCGAGGAGCUGGAGGCGGGAGAGGUGCUGUUCACCAUCCCUCGCACAGCGCUGCUGUCCCAGCACACCACCUCCAUCCACGCACUCUUACAGGAAGCCCAGGAGUCUCUGCAGAGCCAGUCUGGUUGGGUGCCUCUCCUGCUGGCCUUGCUACACGAGUACACAGCCAGCAACUCCCACUGGCAGCCAUAUUUCUCCCUCUGGCAGGACUUUCGGAGCCUGGACCACCCCAUGUUCUGGCCUCAAGAAGAGCGAACAAAGCUUCUGCAGGGCACAGGCAUCCCAGAAGCUGUGGACAAGGAUCUAGCUAACAUCCACCUGGAGUACAACUCCAUCAUCCUGCCUUUCAUGAAGGCCCAUCCUGACAUCUUUGACCCGAAACUGCACACUCUGGAGUUGUAUAAGGAGCUGGUGGCAUUUGUCAUGGCUUACAGCUUUCAGGAACCUUUGGAGGAGGAAGAAGAAGAUGAGAAGGGGCCCAAUCCUCCCAUGAUGGUACCUGUAGCAGAUAUUUUGAAUCAUGUGGCCAACCACAAUGCCAACCUAGAAUACUCUCCUCAAUGUUUGAGGAUGGUUACAACGCAGCCUGUGGGGAAAGGACAGGAAAUCUUCAACACAUAUGGGCAGAUGGCCAACUGGCAGCUGCUGCACAUGUAUGGCUUCGCAGAGCCCUACCCUGGCAACACCCACGACACGGCUGACAUCCAGAUGGUGACACUGCGCAGGGCAGCUCUGCAGCGUGCCAAAAGUGAAGCACAGCAGCAGCUGGUCUCAGAGCAAUGGGACUUCUUGUGCCAGCUGGAGAUGGUGGGAGAGGAAGGUGCCUUUGUGCUUGGCUGGGAUGAGGUGCUGACAGAGGAAGAGCUGUCCGUGGCCCUCAAGGUGCUCUGCAUGUCAGAAGAAGAAUUCAAGGAGUAUAAGGAGCAAGAUGGCUGGGAAGACGACAGUGAGGAAGAAGAAAAUUCUACCCUUUCAAAUGAGGCCCUCUCCAGACUUAAAACCCCUUGCAAGAAGCUCCUUUAUGACAGUGUGCUGCUGACCCUGGAGUCCUAUGGGGCAGACCUGAAAGCAGAGCAGGACUUGCUAAAUAACAAGGAGGCUUAUGAGAAACUGAGCCGAAGGGAACAGCAAGCACUGCACGUGCGCUAUGGACAGAAAAGGAUCUUGCAUCAGCUGCUAGAGCUGGUACAAUAGAAACCUCAGUGCCCCUGGACAGGACCUGGCUGGGGCUGAUCCUGAGGGAAAGGUCAGCCAACGGCCAUCUCUUCUGUAGCAGAGAGGACAGAUGGCAUGACUGACUACAGCUCCACUUGUCCCUCAUACAACACGUGGAUUUUUAGCUACCUCUACAUAAAGAAGUUUCUUCACAACACAAAGGUGGUUUUGAGUGGCCUUAUUGUACCAUGAGAGCUCUGGAGCACAAAUACCACCUCUUUCCAGAGGCCUUAAGAAACCCCAGCCAUUCUAAUGGCUAUUUUAGGAAAGCAGACAUACACUGCCAGAACAGCAGAGGAUUCCCUCAUUCAGCAGCGAAAAUUUCAGGCAAGAGCUGCUCCUUGUCCAGAUUAAGAGGGCAGAAAUCCAGCUGUUAGCUCUUACCUUAGAGAGGGUCAUAGUAAAUAUCUGGCAGAUGGACCUGCUGACAACACUAAACUGUACAUACAACACUUAACGUGUAUGUAUUUUACACUGAACAUUUGCAAGAGUACAAGCCCAUCUAGCUGGUCUUCAUGUAGGCUCAGUAUAACAAAUACUUCCUUUUAUUUCCACAGAAGGUAUUUCUGUGUGGGCUUGAGACUAUUCUGGAGGAAAACUGUCACAGUUCCACAGCUGUUGCAGGCUGAGAAUUUGAUACAUACCCUCUGCUUGAUGCAGUUCUAUCCUGAACUCACUUUGGUUUUGCACGAAAAAACACUAACGGUUGACAGGCCAAGCUCUAUUGAAUAAAAAUGAGUUUUCUUAC